AUGGCAUCCGCCUUCUUCUCCCUCAUCGACUCCAUUGGGGAGACCUUCGAGGGUGUUGUGGAGAAUGUGGAAAAUGUCGUUGGGACCGUGGAGAAGGAGGCUCGAAGCUGGACUCAGCAGGUGCUCUCGGUGAAAGUUUCGCGCCGCAGGUGGAGGGGGCAGUUCAGCAGAUGGACGCAGGAGUGGACCUCGACGAUGUCUUGGAGGAUACGAUGGGAUCUGUCGUUUGAACUUGUGAACUCUCAGCACAGCAGCAUCUCGUUCGGCAGCUAUUUCCAGUUUUGGUCUCCACCGGCCUGGACUUGCCCUCGUUUCGCCAUGGCGGAGCCUGCUCAGAAGAAGGCCCGCACCACGCGUACCUUCCUCUUCUCCUCAGAGUCGGUGAACGAAGGCCACCCGGAUAAGAUCUGCGAUCAAGUCUCGGAUGCCGUGCUGGAUGCGUGCCUCAAGGUGGACCCCAAGAGCAAGGUGGCCUGCGAGACUGCGACCAAGGACAACAUGGUUAUGGUGGCUGGAGAGAUCACCACCGGAGCCAAGCUCGACUACGACAAGGUGGUGCGCGGCGUCGUGCAGCAGAUUGGCUUUGACAGUUUCGUGGACGACCUGUCCAGCGUGGACAGCAAGGGCUUGAGCUACAAGACCUGCGAGGUCCUGGUGCGCAUCAACAAGCAGAGCCCGGACAUUGCCGGUGGAGUGCAUGUGGGCAAGGACGAGAUGGACGUUGGCGCCGGAGACCAGGGCAUCAUGUUUGGGUACGCCAGCGACGAGACCUCGGAUUGCAUGCCUCUGACGCACAGCAUGGCCACUCGUCUUGGCAAGACCCUGACCGAUGUGCGCAAGAGCGGCGAGUGCUGGUGGCUGCGACCUGAUGGCAAGACGCAGGUAACGAUCGAGUAUAUGCAGCACCCGGAUGGGUCUGUCGAGCCGAAGAAGAUCCACACCGUGGUGAUCUCUACUCAGCAUGCGGAGCCAUCCAAAGCCAAGCGAACCCAGGAAUGUGCUGGCUACACCGGUGCCGAGAUGGUUGCACCCACCAUGGAGCAGAUGAAUAAAGAGAUCGAAGAGAAGGUUAUCAAGCGAACGCUUGAGUCGAUCAAGUUGAAAAAUGGCAAGCCCGCCAUCAGCCUUUACGGCAGCCACACGCACCUGCACAUAAAUCCUUCAGGGAAGUUCAUCAUUGGUGGUCCUCAAGGCGAUGCAGGCCUCACAGGCCGGAAGAUCAUCAUUGACACUGCCGCCUACUGCCACUUUGGCCGCGAGCCCGUCACCAAGGGUGGCAUCAAGUUCUUUGAAUGGGAGAACCCGAAGGAUUUGUCGAAGUACAAGACCAUGAGCACGGCUCAGGUGGAGGCCGCGUUGAAGGCCAGCACCUACUUGACGAAGUGGGAAAUCCAGCUUGCCGCGGAGGAGGCAGCUCUGCUCGAAGCCUAUCGUCGCCUGGAGGUCUUGGCGACAAGCCAGGCAGCGGUCAUCUUGCACGGCUGGGUCGUGGAGGAUCGGGUUGUUCCCGUCGUCUGCGCUGCCCUGUGCCGCGUGGAGUCUGCAAAGCUGGCGGCGGCGCCUCUUGCCAGGACGCUGAACGGCAUGGGCCGGGCCUUGGACUCCACCGGCACCUUUGAGGAGACGUGUGGCUUCCACGAGCAGAUCGUGCGGCGGACGGAGAACGGCAAGGCCAUGUUGAAGCUGCUGCAGGCUACGGACCCAGCCUCGCGCACGGAAAGCUUGGCGCUGCUGCGCCGUGUCUAUCCACAGACCAGCAAGGUGCUGGGACGCCACCUCCUCAGCGACCCGCAGUCCAUUGCAGCCUUGAUGCAGAUUUUGCAGGAAGCGAGUGGCUCCAGCUGGGCCGACGUCACGGAAGAGGCUGCACUGUGUGCCGAGUGUGUGCAUUUCCUGCGGUUGGUGACAGCAGAAGAUGGCGACGUGCGCAUGAUCAUCACUUUCCAGGAUGGAGCGGAGGCCCUGCUGGCCAUCGCAACUCAGGCCUUGAGUGUGGCCAGCAGUUCAUCAGGAUCGCUUGACUCAGCUUCAGCCCUUCUCAGCUUGGCUGGAAACUCCUGUGUUUGCGUGCAGCAACUCGUCGGCCAGGGCCCGGUCGCGCAGAAGUACAUGCGCGAGGCCGGGCACCUCACGACGGUCCUCCGGACCUUGCGCUGUGUCUUCGGUGCGCUGGCGCUGCAGGCCCAAGGCAGCGCUUGGACCAGUGGCCUUCAUGCCGCUGCCACAGUGCUUCUGGACACGCUGGCGGCGUUCGUCAUCAAAGCCGGUUCAGAGGCGGCAGGGAACUCCAAGGUCAUGGUCCAGUCCGCCGGUCUGCUGGAGAUGGUUUGCGUGGAGGUCUUGCCCUGUCCUGGCCUGGGGCUACUGAGGCUUCGUGCCGUGGAGGUGUUGGCCGCUGCACUGGCGGCAGAGGAGAAGACGCUCGCGAGCCUCACCCUGACGCAGGUUCCUGCUCCGGCUGCUCCGGCCAUGUCUGGGUCGUCCUCGCUUCCCCGCCGGUCGGCACUGGACUUCCUCGUCUCCGUCCUGCUGGGAACAGAGCAGCCGGAGACUUCGCUGGAGCUCCGUGCAUCCAUCGAGGUUCUCCUGACGACCGCGGUGAGCAGCACGGAUGUGCGCCAGGUGCUGCUCCGGCCAUGUCUGGAAGCUACGGAAUGCUCUCAGGGGCCCACAACGGCCGCAGGCUCCCAGCUGCUCUCCGUCCUCCGUGCAGCCGACCACCCAAAAGGCAGCGCUGAAAAGGCGCCGGCGCGAGGAACCGGAAGCGGCUUCGACUGGUGCCCGGCGGAUGCCAACACCUGGUUUGCAGCACGCCUGCUUGAGAGUUGCCUCCUCUGCGACGGUGCCCUGCGUAAAGUCCUUGCAGAGCCAAGGCCCUGUGCAAGCGAGCAGGGCAGCUUGCUGUCGGAAGUCCUUGGACCUUUGGCGGGCUUGGCUCGCGCCUGGCGAUCACAAGCCGCGCAGGCAGUUGUGGGUGACCCAAGCGCAUCGCUGUGUGCUCUUUUGCAGCUCGUGGCCGAGUGGUGCAACGGCUGCGCUUCAGCAGGAGAGGUCCUGGCCCGGUCCCCAGCGCAGCUGCCGGAGCUGGUUGGCCUGCUGGAGACGUCGACCUCGUCCUCGCCGGGCCAUGGGGUCCGUGGUCUCACUGCGCUGGUGCUGGGAACCUGCUUGCUGGAGCUGCCUUCCGAGGAGGAUGCGCUCGUCAGCCAGGGCCGGCUUAUGGAGAUCUUGGCAGCCCGUGUCGGUGGCGGCCUCAUGCCGGUCUCCGUCGGUGCUCCGGCCAAGGCCUUGCGGCGUUAUCCCAUCGGCUUCGCGGCUUUGGUGUCCAAGCGCUUCCAGGCGAUCCAAGAAGCCAUGGAUGUGGCCGAGCAUUUCAAGGACCUCAUCAAGAUGCAGGACAAGGUGCAGCAACUCAAGGAGGAGAACACAGAGCUGCGGAAGUUGACCACCGACGAGGACAAGACGCUCCUCUUGUGGAAGGUCGGGGCCCUUACGAAGCAGUGCGAGGCUUUGCAAGCCCGGUGCGAUCUCCUGCAGGCGAGCCGUGGCUCCGUGGAGGUGGCUCGUCUCCGCGAGCGCCAGCAGCAGCGGGCGCAGCGCCAGGAGCUCGAGCAGCAGCUCCAGGUGCUGGUUCUGGCACUGGACGAAGCCGACUCCCGCAAAGAGAAGCCAUCCUUGGAGGUAAGUGAUGCAGACGGUGUUGACAGCUUGGCCGCCGAGAGGGACGAGUUGCUUGCGGUGCUCACUCAAAUCAGCAACGCGUGCCCCGAGGUGGCGCCCUUCCUUGCGCCUUUGGGCCUUGCACCAGCUCCCUCAGACGGGAGGGAGGCGGAGGCGCCUGGCACUUUCGGGGGCUUGGGCUUAGGCCUGCGAGAGGUGGUUGCCUGGGAAGCGGCGGCGGAGCGCUUGGGCCACCAGGCAGGAAACCAUGCAGGGGCUGAGGAAACUUCUAGCAUUUUGACGGCCCAGGCAGUUCUCUUGGACAGCCCGGCUAAGGUCCAAGCCGGUGGCGGUCGUGUGCAGCUUGCCGAGAUGUCCUUGUCCGCAGGAUGUUUCGGUUUGCAGAGCGUUGAGCCACCCCAGCGGAAAGUACCAUCGAGGCUUGUGUUUGAGAUAGAAGGAGAUAAGGGCAGCAUUGACACGGUGUCACGCCAUGGUCUUGCAAGCGUUGCCGGUGCCGGGCAAGCGACGGUGGCCAUUUCUUCGCCUGUAGCUUCAAGCUUCAAUGCCAAGUCAGGCCCAGCGCCGCCCCCGCCACCGCCUGCAGGCUUCAGUGGCGUAUUGAAGUCACCACCGGAAGCAGCUGCAAAGCCUGCCGCAGCACCGACGGCAACGCCGGCAACGCCGGCAGCAGAGGGCACGCAGACAGCUCAGGGCGGCUUGAAGCACGUGUAUUUUGAUUUCGACCAGACCAUCUCCACGAUCCACGUCUUCAAGCAGCUCGCCGGGUGGGAACCCGGUGUGAACGCACCCCAUGCGCUGUCUGAGCGAGGGCAGAUCCACCGGCUGCAGAUGUUGAACGCGGACCUGCAGUACAGCUACCAGAGUAGCAAGGGCAUGGUGGUGCCGUGUGGCGCUGGGGCAAAGGGCUCGUCGUGGACGGCAUGCGCUUUGGGAGGACUGAUGUUCUGGCGAGAGUUGGCACUCGUGACAUUCGAGGGACCCGAGAGGGUGGGACAGCUGGGCAGCUUCUUCUCAAGCUUGAAGGCGUCCGGGGUGCGGCUGAGCAUCAUCACGAAGGGCAACGUGGGGGCCUGCAGAUACCUCCUGGAGCACGAAGGGCUCCUGCAGCAUUUCGAGCAGGUCUUUGGGAUGCUCGGACAAUUCUACGGCGAGUCCGACUUCGAUCGUGCCAACCCGGAGCCAUCGCCGCUGGAAGGCAGCUCCGACUGCGAGCUGCGUGAGUCCAAGGCGAAUCUCAUCCGCAGCUUGAUGUCUCGAGAGGCCUUGGCGGCGGAGGAAGCGUGCUUGGUGGAGGACGACGCCCAGGAGAUUGCAUCUGUGCAGGGCAUCUGCCGCAGCGUCUUUGUGGCGGAGAGGCGUGGGAUGACAGGGAGCGAAAUGAACGAGCUGCGAAGCCUCGCCGGUGCGAUGGCUGCAGAUGUGGUGAAGGCCAAAGCAGUGGCCAAAGUGGUGGCAAAGCCGCAGGUGGCGCCCCCGCCACCUCCGCCAGACGGCUUCAGCGGCAUCUGCAAAGCUGGGGGCAAGGGUGCAUCGCUUUCGAAGGGCCCUGUGCCGCCGGCACCGCCUGUGGGCUUCAGUGGCGUUUUGAAGUCACCACCGGAAGCAGCUGCAAAGCCUGCCGCAGCACCGACGGCAACACCGGCAGCAGAGGGCACGCAGACAGCUCAGGGCGGCUUGAAGCACGUGUAUUUUGAUUUCGACCAGACCAUCUCCACGAUCCACGUCUUCAAGCAGCUCGCCGGGUGGGAACCCGGUGUGGACGCACCCCAUGCGCUGUCUGAGCGAGGGCAGAUCCACCGGCUGAAGAUGUUGAACGCGGACCUGCAGUACAGCUACCAGAGUAGCAAGGGCAUGGUGGUGCCGUGUGGCGCUGGGGCAAAGGGCUCGUCGUGGACGGCAUGCGCUUUGGGAGGACUGAUGUUCUUGCGAGAGUUGGCACUCGUGACAUUCGAGGGACCCGAGAGGGUGGGACAGCUGGGCAGCUUCUUCUCAAGCUUGAAGGCGUCCGGGGUGCGGCUGAGCAUUAUCACGAAGGGCAACGUGGGGGCCUGCAGAUACCUCCUGGAGCACGAAGGGCUCCUGCAGCAUUUCGAGCAGGUCUUUGGGAUGCUCGGACAAUUCUACGGCGAGUCCGACUUCGAUCGUGCCAACCCGGAGCCAUCGCCGCUGGAAGGCAGCUCCGACUGCGAGCUGCGUGAGUCCAAGGCGAAUCUCAUCCGCAGCUUGAUGUCUCGAGAGUCCUUGGCGGCGGAGGAAGCGUGCUUGGUGGAGGACGACGCCCAUGAGAUUGCAUCUGUUCAGGGCAUCUGUCGCAGCGUCUUCGUGGCGGAGAGGCGUGGGAUGACAGGGAGCGAAAUGAACGAGCUGCGAAGCCUCGCCGGUGCGAUGGCUGCAGAUGUGGUGAAGGCCAAAGCAGUGGCCAAAGUGGUGGCAAAGCCGCAGGUGGAGCCCCCGCCACCUCCGCCAGACGGCUUCAGCGGCAUCUGCAAAGCUGGGGGCAAGGGUGCAUCGCUGGCGAAGGGCCCUGUGCCGCCGGCACCGCCUGUGGGCUUCAGUGGCGUUUUGAAGUCACCACCGGAAGCAGCUGCAAAGCCUGCCGCAGCACCGACGGCAACACCGGCAGCAGAGGGCACGCAGACAGCUCAGGGCGGCUUGAAGCACGUGUAUUUUGAUUUCGACCAGACCAUCUCCACGAUCCACGUCUUCAAGCAGCUCGCCGGGUGGGAACCCGGUGUGGACGCACCCCAUGCGCUGUCUGAGCGAGGGCAGAUCCACCGGCUGAAGAUGUUGAACGCGGACCUGCAGUACAGCUACCACAGUAGCAAGGGCAUGGUGGUGCCGUGUGGCGCUGGGGCAAAGGGACCCGAGAGGGUGGGUCAGCUGGGCAGCUUCUUCUCCAGCUUGAAGGCGUCCGGCGUGCGGUUGAGCAUCAUCACGAAGGGCAACGUGGGGGCCUGCAGAUACCUCCUGGAGCACGAAGGGCUGCUACAGCAUUUCGAGCAGGUCUUUGGGAUGCUCGGACAAUUCUACGGCGAGUCCGACUUCGAUCGUGCCAACCCGGAGCCAUCGCCGCUGGAAGGCAGCUCCGACUGCGAGCUGCGUGAGUCCAAGGCGAAUCUCAUCCGCAGCUUGAUGUCUCGAGAGUCCUUGGCGGUGGAGGAAGCAUGCUUGGUGGAGGACGACGCCCAGGAGAUUGCAUCUGUCCAGGGCAUCUGUCGCAGCGUCUGCGUGGCGGAGAGGCGUGGGAUGACAGAGGGCGAAAUGACCGAGCUGCGAAGCCUCGCCGGUGCGAUGGCUGCAGAUGUGGUGAAGGCCAAAGCAGUGGCCAAAGUGGUGGCAAAGCCGCAGGUGGCGCCCCCGCCACCUCUGCCAGACGGCUUCAGCGGCAUCUGCAAAGCUGGGGGCAAGGGUGCAUCGCUGGUGAAGGGCCCUGUGCCGCCGGCACCGCCUGUGGGCUUCAGUGGCGUUUUGAAAUCACCACCGGAAGCAGCUGCAAAGCCUGCCGCAGCACCGACGGCAACACCGGCAACACCGGCAGCACAGGGCACGCAGACAGCUCAGGGCGGCUUGAAGCACGUGUACUUUGAUUUCGACCAGACCAUCUCCACGAUCCACGUCUUCAAGCAGCUCGCCGGGUGGGAACCCGGUGUGGACGCACCCCAUGCGCUGUCUGAGCGAGGGCAGAUCCACCGGCUGAAGAUGUUGAACGCGGGCCUGCAGUACAACUACCAGAGUAGCAAGGGCAUGGUGGUGCCGUGUGCUGCUGGAGCAAAGGGCUCAUCGUGGACGGCAUGUGCUUUGGGAGGACUGAUGUUCUUGCGAGAGUUGGCACUCGUGACAUUCGAGGGACCCGAGAGGGUGGGUCAGCUGGGCAGCUUCUUCUCCAGCUUGAAGGCGUCCGGCGUGCGGUUGAGCAUCAUCACGAAGGGCAACGUGGGGGCCUGCAGAUACCUCCUGGAGCACGAAGGGCUGCUACAACAUUUCGAGCAGGUCUUUGGGAUGCUCGGCCAAUUCUACGGCGAGUCCGACUUCGAUCGUGCCAACCCGGAGCCAUCGCCGCUGGAAGGCAGCUCCGACUGCGAGCUGCGUGAGUCCAAGGCGAAUCUCAUCCGCAGCUUGAUGUCUCGAGAGUCCUUGGCGGUGGAGGAAGCAUGCUUGGUGGAGGACGACGCCCAGGAGAUUGCAUCUGUGCAGGGCAUCUGUCGCAGCGUCUUCGUGGCGGAGAGGCGUGGGAUGACAGGGAGCGAAAUGAACGAGCUGCGAAGCCUCGCCGGUGCGAUGGCUGCAGAUGUGGUGAAGGCCAAAGCAGUGGCCAAAGUGGUGGCAAAGCCGCAGGUGGCGCCCCCGCCACCUCCGCCAGACGGCUUCAGCGGCAUCUGCAAAGCUGGGGGCAAGGGUGCAUCGCUUUCGAAGGGCCCUGUGCCGCCGGCACCGCCUGUGGGCUUCAGUGGCGUUUUGAAGUCACCACCGGAAGCAGCUGCAAAGCCUGCCGCAGCACCGACGGCAACACCGGCAACACCGGCAGCACAGGGCACGCAGACAGCUCAGGGCGGCUUGAAGCACGUGUAUUUUGAUUUCGACCAGACCAUCUCCACGAUCCACGUCUUCAAGCAGCUCGCCGGGUGGGAACCCGGUGUGGACGCACCCCAUGCGCUGUCUGAGCGAGGGCAGAUCCACCGGCUGAAGAUGUUGAACGCGGACCUGCAGUACAGCUACCACAGUAGCAUGGGGCUGGUGGUGCCGUGUGGCGCUGGAGCAAAGGGACCCGACAGGGUGGGUCAGCUGGGCAGCUUCUUCUCAAGCUUGAAGGCGUGCGGCGUGCGGUUGAGCAUCAUCACGAAGGGCAACGUGGGGGCCUGCAGAUACCUCCUGGAGCACGAAGGGCUGCUGCAACAUUUCGAGCAGGUCUUUGGGAUGCUCGGCCAAUUCUACGGCGAGUCCGACUUCGAUCGUGCCAACCCGGAGCCAUCGCCGCUGGAAGGCAGCUCCGACUGCGAGCUGCGUGAGUCCAAGGCGAAUCUCAUCCGCAGCUUGAUGUCUCGAGAGUCCUUGGCGGUGGAGGAAGCGUGCUUGGUGGAGGACGACGCCCAGGAGAUUGCAUCUGUGCAGGGCAUCUGCCGCAGCGUCUUCGUGGCGAAGAGGCGUGGGAUGACAGAGAGCGAAAUGACCGAGCUGCGAAGGUUUGCCGGUUCGAUGGCUGCAGAUGGCGCCAAGGCCAAAGCAGUGGCCAAAGUGCCGCAGGUGGCGCCCCCGCCACCUCCGCCAGACGGCUUCAGCGGCAUCUGCAAAGCUGGGGGCAAGGGUGCAUCGCUUUCGAAGGGCCCUGUGCCGCCGGCACCGCCUGUGGGCUUCAGUGGCGUUUUGAAGUCACCACCGGAAGCAGCUGCAAAGCCUGCCGCAGCACCGACGGCAACACCGGCAGCAGAGGGCACGCAGACAGCUCAGGGCGGCUUGAAGCACGUGUAUUUUGAUUUCGACCAGACCAUCUCCACGAUCCACGUCUUCAAGCAGCUCGCCGGGUGGGAACCCGGUGUGAACGCACCCCAUGCGCUGUCUGAGCGAGGGCAGAUCCACCGGCUGAAGAUGUUGAACGCGGACCUGCAGUACAACUACCAGAGUAGCAAGGGCAUGGUGGUGCCGUGUGGAGGAAUGGGACCCGAGAGGGUGGGUCAGCUGGGCAGCUUCUUCUCCAGCUUGAAGGCGUCCGGCGUGCGGUUGAGCAUUAUCACGAAGGGCAACGUGGGGGCCUGCAGAUACCUCCUGGAGCACGAAGGGCUGCUGCAACAUUUCGAGCAGGUCUUUGGGAUGCUCGGCCAAUUCUACGGCGAGUCCGACUUCGAUCGUGCCAACCCGGAGCCAUCACCGCUGGAAGGCAGCUCCGACUGCGAGCUGCGUGAGUCCAAGGCGAAUCUCAUCCGCAGCUUGAUGUCUCGAGAGGCCUUGGCGGCGGAGGAAGCGUGCUUGGUGGAGGACGACGCCCAGGAGAUUGCAUCUGUUCAGGGCAUCUGCCGCAGCGUCUUCGUGGCGGAGAGGCGUGGGAUGACAGGGAGCGAAAUGAACGAGCUGCGAAGCCUCGCCGGUGCGAUGGCUGCAGAUGUGGUGAAGGCCAAAGCAGUGGCCAAAGUGGUGGCAAAGCCGCAGGUGGCGCCCCCGCCACCUCCGCCAGACGGCUUCAGCGGCAUCUGCAAAGCUGGGGGCAAGGGUGCAUCGCUUUCGAAGGGCCCUGUGCCGCCGGCACCGCCUGUGGGCUUCAGUGGCGUAUUGAAGUCACCACCGGAAGCAGCUGCAAAGCCUGCCGCAGCACCGCCGGCAACGCCGGCAGCAGAGGGCACGCAGACAGCUCAGGGCGGCUUGAAGCACGUGUAUUUUGAUUUCGACCAGACAAUCUCCACGAUCCACGUCUUCAAGCAGCUCGCCGGGUGGGAACCCGGUGUGGACGCACCCCAUGCGCUGUCUGAGCGAGGGCAGAUCCACCGGCUGAAGAUGUUGAAUGCGGACCUGCAGUACAGCUACCAGAGUAGCAAGGGCGUGGUGGUGCCGUGUGGCGCUGGAGCAAAGGGACCCGAGAGGGUGGGACAGCUGGGCAGCUUCUUCUCCAGCUUGAAGGCGUCCGGCGUGCGGCUGAGCAUCAUCACGAAGGGCAAUGUGGGGGCCUGCAGAUACUUCCUGGAGCACGAAGGGCUCCUGCAGCAUUUCGAGCAGGUCUUUGGGAUGCUCGGACAAUUCUACGGCGAGUCCGACUUCGAUCGUGCCAACCCGGAGCCAUCGCCGCUGGAAGGCAGCUCCGACUGCGAGCUGCGUGAGUCCAAGGCGAAUCUCAUCCGCAGCUUGAUGUCUCGAGAGUCCUUGGCGGCGGAGGAAGCGUGCAUGGUGGAGGACGACGCCCAGGAGAUUGCAUCUGUUCAGGGCAUCUGUCGCAGCGUCUUCGUGGCGGAGAGGCGUGGGAUGACAGGGAGCGAAAUGAACGAGCUGCGAAGCCUCGCCGGUGCGAUGGCUGCAGAUGUGGUGAAGGCCAAAGCAGUGGCCAAAGUGGUGGCAAAGCCGCAGGUGGAGCCCCCGCCACCUCCGCCAGACGGCUUCAGCGGCAUCUGCAAAGCUGGGGGCAAGGGUGCAUCGCUGGCGAAGGGCCCUGUGCCGCCGGCACCGCCUGUGGGCUUCAGUGGCGUUUUGAAGUCACCACCGGAAGCAGCUGCAAAGCCUGCCGCAGCACCGACGGCAACACCGGCAGCAGAGGGCACGCAGACAGCUCAGGGCGGCUUGAAGCACGUGUAUUUUGAUUUCGACCAGACCAUCUCCACGAUCCACGUCUUCAAGCAGCUCGCCGGGUGGGAACCCGGUGUGGACGCACCCCAUGCGCUGUCUGAGCGAGGGCAGAUCCACCGGCUGAAGAUGUUGAACGCGGACCUGCAGUACAGCUACCAGAGUAGCAAGGGCAUGGUGGUGCCGUGUGGCACUGGAGCAAAGGGCUCGUCGUGGACGGCAUGCGCUUUGGGAGGACUGAUGUUCUGGCGAGAGUUGGCACUCGUGACAUUCGAGGGACCCGAAAGAGUGGGUCAGCUGGGCAGCUUCUUCUCCAGCUUGAAGGCGUCCGGCGUGCGGUUGAGCAUCAUCACGAAAGGCAACGUGGGGGCUUGCAGAUACCUCCUGCAGCACGAAGGGCUCCUGCAGCAUUUCGAGCAGGUCUUUGGGAUGCUCGGACAAUUCUACGGCGAGUCCGACUUCGAUCGUGCCAACCCGGAGCCAUCGCCGCUGGAAGGCAGCUCCGACUGCGAGCUGCGUGAGUCCAAGGCGAAUCUCAUCCGCAGCUUGAUGUCUCGAGAGGCCUUGGCGGUGGAGGAAGCGUGCUUGGUGGAGGACGACGCCCAUGAGAUUGCAUCUGUUCAGGGCAUCUGUCGCAGCGUCUUCGUGGCGGAGAGGCGUGGGAUGACAGAGGGCGAAAUGACCGAGCUGCGAAGCCUCGCCGGUGCGAUGGCUGCAGAUGUGGUGAAGGCCAAAGCAGUGGCCAAAGUGGUGGCAAAGCCGCAGGUGGCGCCCCCGCCACCUCCGCCAGACGGCUUCAGCGGCAUCUGCAAAGCUGGGGGCAAGGGUGCAUCGCUGGCGAAGGGCCCUGUGCCGCCGGCACCGCCUGUGGGCUUCAGUGGCAUUUUGAAGUCACCACCGGAAGCAGCUGCAAAGCCUGCCGCAGCACCGACGGCAACACCGGCAACACCGGCAGCAGAGGGCACGCAGACAGCUCAGGGCGGCUUGAAGCACGUGUAUUUUGAUUUCGACCAGACCAUCUCCACGAUCCACGUCUUCAAGCAGCUCGCCGGGUGGGAACCCGGUGUGGACGCACCCCAUGCGCUGUCUGAGCGAGGGCAGAUCCACCGGCUGAAGAUGUUGAACGCGGGCCUGCAGUACAACUACCAGAGUAGCAAGGGCAUGGUGGUGCCGUGUGCCGCUGGAGCAAAGGGACCCGAAAGAGUGGGUCAGCUGGGCAGCUUCUUCUCCAGCUUGAAGGCGUCCGGCGUGCGGUUGAGCAUCAUCACGAAAGGCAACGUGGGGGCUUGCAGAUGCCUCCUGCAGCACGAAGGGCUGCUGCAGCAUUUCGAGCAGGUCUUUGGGAUGCUCGGCCAAUUCUACGGCGAGUCCGACUUCGAUCGUGCCAACCCGGAGCCAUCGCCGCUGGAAGGCAGCUCCGACUGCGAGCUGCGUGAGUCCAAGGCGAAUCUCAUCCGCAGCUUGAUGUCUCGAGAGUCCUUGGCGGCGGAGGAAGCGUGCUUGGUAGAAGACGACGCCCAGGAGAUUGCAUCUGUGCAGGGCAUCUGCCGCAGCGUCUUUGUGGCGGAGAGGCGUGGGAUGACAGGGAGCGAAAUGAACGAGCUGCGAAGCCUCGCCGGUGCGAUGGCUGCAGAUGUGGUGAAGGCCAAAGCAGUGGCCAAAGUGGUGGCAAAGCCGCAGGUGGCGCCCCCGCCACCUCUGCCAGACGGCUUCAGCGGCAUCUGCAAAGCUGGGGGCAAGGGUGCAUCGCUGGCGAAGGGCCCUGUGCCGCCGGCACCGCCUGUGGGCUUCAGUGGCGUUUUGAAGUCACCACCGGAAGCAGCUGCAAAGCCUGCCGCAGCACCGACGGCAACACCGGCAACGCCGGCAGCACAGGGCACGCAGACAGCUCAGGGCGGCUUGAAGCACGUGUAUUUUGAUUUCGACCAGACAAUCUCCACGAUCCACGUCUUCAAGCAGCUCGCCGGGUGGGAACCCGGUGUGGACGCACCCCAUGCGCUGUCUGAGCGAGGGCAGAUCCACCGGCUGAAGAUGUUGAACGCGGGCCUGCAGUACAACUACCAGAGUAGCAAGGGCAUGGUGGUGCCGUGUGCCGCUGGGGCAAAGGGACCCGAAAGAGUGGGUCAGCUGGGCAGCUUCUUCUCCAGCUUGAAGGCGUCCGGCGUGCGGUUGCGCAUUAUCACGAAGGGCAACGUGGGGGCCUGCAGAUACCUCCUGGAGCACGAAGGGCUGCUGCAACAUUUCGAGCAGGUCUUUGGGAUGCUCGGCCAAUUCUACGGCGAGUCCGACUUCGAUCGUGCCAACCCGGAGCCAUCGCCGCUGGAAGGCAGCUCCGACUGCGAGCUGCGUGAGUCCAAGGCGAAUCUCAUCCGCAGCUUGAUGUCUCGAGAGGCCUUGGCGGCGGAGGAAGCGUGCUUGGUGGAGGACGACGCCCAGGAGAUUGCAUCUGUUCAGGGCAUCUGUCGCAGCGUCUUCGUGGCGGAGAGGCGUGGGAUGACAGGGAGCGAAAUGAACGAGCUGCGAAGCCUCGCCGGUGCGAUGGCUGCAGAUGUGGUGAAGGCCAAAGCAGUGGCCAAAGUGGUGGCAAAGCCGCAGGUGGCGCCCCCGCCACCUCCGCCAGACGGCUUCAGCGGCAUCUGCAAAGCUGGGGGCAAGGGUGCAUCGCUGGCGAAGGGCCCUGUGCCGCCGGCACCGCCUGUGGGCUUCAGUGGCGUUUUGAAGUCACCACCGGAAGCAGCUGCAAAGCCUGCCGCAGCACCGACGGCAACACCGGCAACACCGGCAGCACAGGGCACGCAGACAGCUCAGGGCGGCUUGAAGCACGUGUACUUUGACUUCGACCAGACCAUCUCCACGAUCCACGUCUUCAAGCAGCUCGCCGGGUGGGAACCCGGUGUGGACGCACCCCAUGCGCUGUCUGAGCGAGGGCAGAUCCACCGGCUGAAGAUGUUGAACGCGGGCCUGCAGUACAACUACCAGAGUAGGCAGGGCAUGGUGGUGCCGUGUGCCGCUGGAGCAAAGGGCGCGUCUUGGACGGCAUGUGCUUUGGGAGGACUGAUGUUCUUGCGAGAGUUGGCACUCGUGACAUUCGAGGGUUUGAGGUGUGGUCCGUGCUCUUUGUUUUUCUGGGCUUAG
Messenger RNA from Symbiodinium sp. CCMP2592, 14079 nucleotides. NCBI's taxonomy places the organism in Eukaryota, Dinophyceae, Suessiales, Symbiodiniaceae. The record is from the annotation of a GenBank genome assembly.